This is a messenger RNA of Pyrgilauda ruficollis (rufous-necked snowfinch), 2153 nucleotides long. RefSeq names its product arylamine N-acetyltransferase, pineal gland isozyme NAT-3-like. Gene Ontology annotation, molecular function: acetyltransferase activity. Lineage: Eukaryota; Metazoa; Chordata; Aves; Passeriformes; Passeridae. The record is from RefSeq and is a predicted model, not a curated record. The coding region runs from base 146 to 1018 and encodes 290 amino acids. The transcript has 2 exons.
AUUCCCCUGAAGAGCAGCUGGAGAGCAGUCCUCCAGCCUGUCUGUGCUAAGCAGAGGACAGCCAGGAACCUUCCAGGCUUUAGCCUAGAACCACCCCCAAGGCCUGGAGGCACACUGGCACUAGAACUGAUUUUCCAGAGGCAGCAUGGACAUCAAGGAGUAUUUUGCCAGAAUUUCUUACCAGGGCUCCCACAAUAAGCCGGACCUGGCUACCAUGUCAGAUAUAUUCCAGCACCACAUCCGAGCUGUGCCUUUUGAAAACCUCAGCAUCCACUGUGGAGAAAGAAUUGAGCUGGACCUGGAAGCAACCUACAACAAGAUAGUGAGGAAGAAACGUGGGGGCUGGUGCAUGGAAAACAACAACCUGCUGUCAUGGGUCCUGAAAACUCUUGGCUACAACGUCACCCUUCUGGGAGCAAAAGUUUAUGUCCCAGAGUUUGAUGCCUAUCCAGAAGAAACUGAUCAUCUGCUGCUACGAGUGGAGCUUGAUGGCAAAUCCUACAUUGUGGAUGGGGGAUUUGGGAUGGCCUACCAGCUGUGGCAGCCAAUGGAGCUGAUUUCAGGGACAGAUCAGCCUCAAACUCCUGGGGUCUUUCGUUUUCAGGAGGAGAAUGGGACCUGGUACCUGGAGAAAGUGAAAAGGAAGCAAUGGGUCUUGAACCCAAGCACCUCGACUUCCCCAAAUGUGGAAAAUGAAGUUUGCCGUCGGAUUUAUCUCUUUACCCUUCAGCCACGAGACAUUGAGGAGUUCAGGGGCUGCAAUUCCCACCUGCAGACAGCACCUGACUCUCUCUUUGUGACAAAGUCCAUCUGCAGCCUGCAGACUGCUGAUGGCAUCCGGGCACUGGUGGGGUGGAAACUCACAGAGAUAAAAUACAAUUAUAAGGACAAUAUGGAUCUUGUGGAAAUCAGAAUCCUUGCAGAUGAAGAAAUAGAGAAAACACUAAAGGAGAAAUUCAAUGUAACACUAGACAAGAAAUUUGUACCUGUCAAUACGAGCAGGUUAUCUCUGUUCUAACUCACUGCCUGGAUUACAAUUCAAUUCAGUGGCAUUACAGGCAAUUCUUCCCUCUCUUUCUGACAAGCAUCCAAAGGUUAAUCUUUCUCCUUCCGACUACACCAGUGUAAGGCAGAACAUACUAGCAAGAAUCGGGAAAACAAAUAGAUUUUCACAACUAUUCCUGCAUUUCUUUUUAGGUUGGGUACAAAUAAUGCCUGCCAAAUUCAAUCAAAUCAUUACCCUUCUGUUUUGUGCUUAGCAGGAAGCAGACUCAGCCCAUUCCUUACUCCUUUCAUCUCUUAAAAGCUUUUCUGAACACAACCAGUGUAGCUGGGCAGAAUGAUGGAGCUGUAUGUCUUGGUCUUUAUUACCUGGUGCUGCCACCUUGGGAAAAUGAUACCUGCCUCUUAAAUGAAUACUAUAUUAUUUUGGGAGUGUAAUAGCCAAAACCACAAAGACAUCCUGUGCUGAGUUCCUCCAGUCAAGCCAUAAGCCUGUUCUCUUUGCUCUCACAUCCCCAACAGCCUCUCACAUGGCACUCAGGCCAUCCCACACCUGUGCAAAGUCACCAUGUGGCCACUUGAGGACAGGUUAUUUAUGACUCAGAACUGAGGACAAGAAAUGUUAUUGACAAUUCUGUGUUGUUUCAGACUUUGCACAGCUCCUGUUCUCUCAGUGACAUAACCAAAGAGCAGCAUUUCUUUGAACUGAAAGCAUCUCCUGAGCAUUUUGUUUGCUUCCACUCCGCAGCAGACUGCUGGGAAUACAUGUUCCUCUCCUCAGACUCUACUCUGGGUGUUAUUGCACGUUAAUUAUUACAGCAGAACCCAAACACAUGCACAGAAUUCUUUUUGUGAAACAUAUCUGUUCUACUGAGGAUGUGUUUGCAGUGAUACUAAUUAUAUUGAUAUAAGGGGAAAUGAUGAAUCUUAAUCACAUACCUAAGGGCUAAGAUUUCUAGUAGCAGAAACGACUCAAAUGUGACCCCUUUGCCCUUUGAGAACAUGCUUGAUGUUCCUUUAUGUACAAAUCUUGGAAGCAUUACAACUACGCACUUAUAAUUAAGCAAAUUAAUGAAUUACAAUUAAAUAAAAAAAAUCAAGCACUGUGAACUGGAAUUAUUCCGAUUUUCCCCCCAUGUAUCCCCAUAGUA